CCACUGCUGGGUGGUACCGGCUGUUCUGGGCACUAUGGAAGCACUCCCCAGGCUGGCAGCAGAGGGAAGAGCUAGCUUGGGUCUCACACAGCUCUUUCUCUGCCCCUUCCCCAUGCACAGACCACAGGAAGGAGUUCAGGGAGCCAGGGUGACCCAGCUGCCGUCCAUCAGGAUGGUGAUGAAGGAGCUGAGUGGCCACCAUGCUGUGAGUGUCCCUCCUGCCUCUGCUCUGUCCCCAGGGGCUCCUCCAGCCCAGCAUCAGCUGCAUUGCUCCUCACCUUCUGCUCUUUUCCUCUUGCCCAGGGGACGACACUGGAUGACGGCAGCCUGGAGAAGAUGCUCCAGCUCCAGGCCCAGGCUGGUGCCAAGCAGCUGCCAGGUCCUGUGCCAUCCGGCAGUGAAGGCAGAUGUGGCCACAUGGAUGGCGGGACCCACAGGAGCAGGAGGAGGCUGCCCUGGCCAUUAGCACGGCCAGGGACCUUGGCUGCAGUAGGGGCACCAGGGCCAUUGGGCUCUGCUGGUGUAGGAGCUCUCUUUGGCCAGCCCCUGGCAGAUCUGUGCAGCCAGGAUGGCAUGCUGCCACAGCCCAUCCAGGACCUGCUGGCUCUGCUUAAUGAGCAUGGCCCAUCCACGGAGGGGAUCUUCCAGCUGGCAGCCAGCCAGCACGCACCCCACAAGGUCAGGGAGGCCCUGGACAGUGGGGUGCCAGUGCAGCUGGAAACCCAGCCCGUGCUGCUGCUGGCUGUCCUCUUGAAGGACCUCCUCCACAAUAUCCCCUCAAAGCUCCUCGACAUCCAGCCGUUCGAGGAGUGGAUGCGUGCCAUGAACAAGACCAGCAGGCAGGAGAAGCUGGCAGCACUGAAAGAGGUGGCCAGCAAACUACCAGAGGCCAACCUGCACCUGCUGCAGCACUUGCUGUUGCUGCUUAACAGGAUCAGCAGGAAUGUGGCCACAACGAAGAUGACUGCUGGGAACCUGGCCAUCUGCCUGGCACCAAACCUCCUGAGCCCACCCCAGGAGCUGCCCCUGGAUGUUCUUGCUCUGGAGACAGGGAAGGUGGUGCAGCUUGUGGAGUUCCUCAUCGACCACCAUGAGGAGCUCCUUGGAGAGCAGGUGGCUGGGCUGGCCAGCGAGGGGGAUGAGGAGACACCAGCACCACAAGCAGAGCUGGAAAUAGCAGAGGUGCCUCUUGUCGCUCCCGAGAGCAAACAGCAGAGGAGCUUUUCCGGGGAGAAAAGGUUCCCAGGCUCUUUGCAGAACAACAGGAAGCGAAGAGCAACCUGGGAAGAGGGCAGUGACGGGCCACUGUGCCAGAAAGGCUUCCCUGCCGACCCCACUGCCUGGUGA
This is a messenger RNA of Pezoporus flaviventris, 1347 nucleotides long. Its product is annotated as T-cell activation Rho GTPase-activating protein-like. Gene Ontology annotation, biological process: signal transduction. The coding region runs from base 337 to 1347 and encodes 336 amino acids. Gene Ontology annotation, molecular function: GTPase activator activity. The record is from RefSeq and is a predicted model, not a curated record. Lineage: Eukaryota; Metazoa; Chordata; Aves; Psittaciformes; Psittacidae. The transcript is spliced from 10 exons.